Musa acuminata subsp. malaccensis (wild Malaysian banana) is the source of this 900-nucleotide messenger RNA. Its product is annotated as ubiquitin-conjugating enzyme E2 10. Gene Ontology annotation, cellular component: nucleus. NCBI's taxonomy places the organism in Eukaryota, Viridiplantae, Streptophyta, Magnoliopsida, Zingiberales, Musaceae. The record is from RefSeq and is a predicted model, not a curated record. Gene Ontology annotation, molecular function: ubiquitin conjugating enzyme activity. Gene Ontology annotation, biological process: protein polyubiquitination.
GAACCGGGAGGUGACCAGACCGCGAAGCGUGCGCCUAAAAGCGAAAUCUCUUUCGCCUUUACCUUCCCUCCUCUCCCGAUCUCGACUGCGAUCCGGCAGUCCAGCGCGUCGUCGAUCAGAUUCUUCCAACCCGAGGCACUAUGGCUAGCAAACGGAUUCAGAAGGAACUAAUGGAUUUGCAGAGGGAUCCUCCAACAUCAUGCAGUGCUGGACCUGUUGGUGAAGAUCUGUUCCAUUGGCAGGCAACAAUCAUGGGUCCCUCAGAUAGUCCUUAUGCUGGCGGGGUGUUCUUUGUUAAGAUACAUUUUCCACCUGACUAUCCAUUUAAGCCUCCGAAAGUCAAUUUCCAGACAAAGGUUUAUCACCCAAACAUCAACUCGAACGGAAGCAUCUGUCUUGACAUCCUCAAGGAGCAGUGGAGCCCAGCGCUGACAUUAUCGAAGGUCCUCCUCUCCAUCUGCUCCCUUCUCACAGACCCCAAUCCUGAUGAUCCUCUCGUCCCUGAGAUUGCUCACAUGUAUAAGACACAGAGUUCUCGCUAUGAGGAGACGGCUAGGGCAUGGACCCAGAAGUAUGCCAUGGGCUAAUCUGACCAACUCAAGUCCAAACCAUGUGGAAUGUCUUUGUGAGAACCAUGAAGAUCAAAUCUUCUGUUUCAUGUUGUGUGAGGGGACUGUUCUAAAACAUCAAACCUGAGUUCAUGGCAUGGCAUGAUGUGAAUGUACAAAAUCCAAAAUGGGAUGUCGAAUGUGUUUGUGAUAACUAAGAAGAUGAAAUCUUCUGUUUCAUGAUGUACAGAGAGGAUUGUUCUGAAACAUCAACCUGAGCAAGCUCAUGGCAUGCUCUGGAUGUAUAUUAGUUUGGAAUUGGAAUACUCGGAUGCAGGUUUUUCUCUUGAUA